UACUACAAGACAAAAAUUAUCGAAGAAACGAAGGCGGUCUUAUAGCCGCGCUGUUUUAUGCAUUAAGCAAGACAAAACCGUGCUUGUUAUAUCGUUUGGUUCGAGCAAAAGAUUUUAAAUUAAAGCAAGACGGUUUACCAUAAGAAGUCGGCAACUUUAUUGAUUUGUUUCGAUGGAAAAUUUUCAAUACAUUGAGCAGAAAUCGCAUUUUCUCAUUUUCGUCAUUUGCUAAAUUUCAACAAGAAACCGGCCAAGCUGAAGUUAGACACGACUCAUAUCGCAGUGUGCGUGAAAAAGUUCGGACGUUGAAAGAAAGUCAGUUGGCUUGGCCUUGUGAACUACAGAAUGUUAGAAGUCCCAAAAGUAUCAAAACGUGAGCCGUCGAUAGAAAUGUCAUCUUUUCCUCUUUCUCCAUCUCCUCGCAAUCGACCAAGUAGUUCAACAUCAUCAAGACUCUCAGUUCGUCAAACAGACGUCAACUUUGAUCAGUUUGAAACAGAAAUUUUCUGUUGUCUAAAGCAAGAAAGUCGACCAAGAAGAUGGUUUAUUAAACUUGUCAGGUCUCCAUGGUUCGAGCGCACCAGUAUUUUGGUGAUUUUAUUAAACUGUGUAACUCUAGGAAUGUACAAUCCAUUUGACAAGACCUGCGCUACAAAGAAAUGUCAAAUUCUUGAGAUUCUAGAGACUGCUAUCUACGCCUUUUUUGUGAUGGAGAUGUUGAUAAAAUGGAUGGCUAUGGGAUUUUUUGGUGAUUUAGGAUACUUCAAAGACUCUUGGAAUAAACUGGAUUGUUUCAUUGUUCUUGCAGGAACAUUUGAACUUGCCUACGGUGAAGGAGAAUAUUUGAGUGCUGUUAGAUCAGUUCGUGUUCUGAGACCAUUAAGAGCAAUAAAUCGAGUUCCAAGCAUCCGUAUUUUAGUUAUGCUUUUGCUGGACACGUUGCCAAUGUUAGGCAAUGUUCUAGCAAUUUGCUUUUUGAUUUUUGCAAUAUUUGGGAUCAUUGCUGUUCAACUUUGGCAAGGUCUUUUACAUGCUCGCUGUUUUCCACAGGACCUUAACAGUACCAUCAUUAAACAGUAUAAUUUGGCAGAGUUUUACCGUCCUUCAUUCAAUGAAUAUUAUGUCUGUUCAUUGUCAGAAAAUAACGGUUUAUCUAAAUGUAAUCCUCAUAACUUUAAUCCGUACAACGUCAACAAUAAAGUGUGUAACCAAAGUUUCCUUACGACCGAGAACACGUCAUCAUCACAUUGCGUGGACUGGUACCAAUAUUAUACGUUGUGUCGUCAAAGUGGAGAAAAUCUCUACUGGGGUUCAGUAUCUUUUGAUAACAUUGGUAUAGCAACAGUUGUAAUAUUUCAAAUUAUAACUCUUGAAGGAUGGACGGAUAUUAUGUAUAAAAUACAAGAUGUACAUUCUUUUUGGAAUUGGAUUUAUUUUGUCGUUCUAAUUCUUCUCGGUUCUUACUUCAUGACAAAUCUCUGUUUGGUUGUGAUAACGUCACAAUUCCAAGAAACCAAACAACGCGAGACGGAGCUACUAAAAAAGUCGCGCCUGCGAUCUCGGACCAGCGUCAGCACGGUAUCCUCAAAUUUCAUGCAGCAAGGAUGUUAUACGCAGAUCUUGCAUUACCUGGAGCAUCUUUGCCGUCAUUUUAAACAACGCAUGCGCCACUGGACGAGGAUGGACAAGGCGUCUAAACGUCGACGUGUUCGACCCUGCAUACAACUAAAGAACCGCAGGGAUAAUGCAAAGUCUAUCCAUCAUCAUCACCACCAUUACCACUAUUAUCACCAUUAUGUACAUCAUCAUCCAUGUCAAUGUAGAAAUGCGAUCACAGAUUCCCACCUAACUUCGAACGCACCUGCCAUAUCAACAGAACAAUCCAGCGAUCCUAACCCCAAGUCAGUUGACUAUCCCAUAAAAAUGUCACGUGAUUCAAAAAUUGGCAAAGAUGGAAAGACGGUAGUCGUUAUACCACAGAUUCAAGUUACUGCUCAAGCGACAACGGCGCUCUACCAGGAUACUGGAGACAACUCAUCAGGAGAAAUGGUUUCCACAGCAACAGCAAAUAUAAAUAUUGAUGGUGAAGAAUGUUCAGAAAACGUCAUUACGUACAGUAAAACCGCUGCCCCAGUUAAUGCAAUUGCAACAAAGGCAACUGAAAAGACCUUGGAGGUGGCGUGCUCUUGUGCAGCAAGGCAUUCUGGGGGCGAAAACGUUAACGUGCUUACGAAUGCUUGUAAUGAUUUUAUGUAUUCUUCCGAUGACGACGAGGAAUUCCAAAAUACAAAGAAAAAAUGUUGGGUCAAGAUGCGUAAUAAUCUCAACGCAUUUGUUGAAAGUCGACAUUUUAUGAGGUUUAUCAUGGUGUCCAUAUUUCUGAACACGAUAUGUAUGGCCAUAGAGCAUCAUGGGCAGCCGAAGAAAAUGACCGACAUUUUGGAAAUUUUCAACGUCAUAUUUACGUCAAUUUUUGCGUUAGAAAUGCUGAUAAAAAUCGCGGCAUUUGGACCUUACGGUUAUAUUAAAGAUGCGUAUAAUCUGUUUGAUGGUGUGAUUGUCAUUGUAAGCUUUAUAGAUAUUUUAGCUGACAGCGAUACGAGUGGUUUGUCUGUUAUGAGAUCAUUUCGACUAUUGAGAAUAUUCAAACUUGUUCGUUUCAUGCCAGCUUUGCAACGUCAGUUGGCGGUUAUGGUACGAACUUUAGAUAACGUCAUGUCUUUUCUGGCGUUACUUGCUUUGUUCAUAUUUACAUCAAGUAUUUUGGGGAUGCAUCUUUUUGGAGGGAAAUACCAGUUUCCAAACGAAGAUGGUCAGCUGGUCACAUCGCGGGCUAAUUUUGACACUUUAUUUUGGGCGCUUGUUACAGUGUUUCAGGUUCUGACGCAAGAAGAUUGGAAUGUCGUUCUCUAUGAUGGUAUCCGUUCCCUGUCAGCAUGGUCUUCUCUAUAUUUUUUAUUUUUAAUGAUCAUUGGAAACUAUAUAUUAUUUAAUCUACUUGUUGCUAUCCUCGUAGAAGGUUUCUCUGACCAUGUUGAAUACGAAGAGUUUCUGUUACAAAACAAAAAUUUUCAAACAAAAACACCACCACGGUCGUCAAAAUUAGGUCUGAAUCUAUGUAUAUCAGAAAAAGAACCAUAUUUCUCUUGCCCAGACCUCCACACAAUGUACCCCAAAUACCUCCAACGCUCCCAGCAGCUCAUCAGAUGUUCCUCAGCUCCUUCGAAGCACAGGAAGGACCCCAAAUGCGACAACACUUCUUCAAAUUUUCAUGUUUUAUCUUUGGAUGGAUUGGAAACAGAAAAAGAUAGAAAAAAACAUGGCGUCACACGCUGUCAAUCUCCACAAGAUGAGGACAGGUCUCUGGUUCUUCGAAGUGUUGAGCAAGUUGAAAAUGAAAACGAAACCGUUGACAAUUAUACCACGUCAUGUUUAAAGCGUCGUCAAGAUUGGUCACUUUUUGUCUUUUCACCAGAAAAUAAAUUUCGUCAACUUGUCGUAAAAAUUCAUCAGCAUCCAUGGUUUGAUCGAGUGGUAUUGCUGUUUAUCUUGAUAAAUUGUAUCGUUAUGGCAAUGGAAGAACCUGGAUUGGACAAGAACAGUGAGAUGGGUCAGUUUAUUCAAAUAAUGCAGUAUAUUUUCACAGCAGUAUUUACGAUUGAGAUGUCUUUAAAGGUGAUAUCUAUGGGUCUUAUCAUUGGUCCUGAUACAUAUCUAAAAUCUGGUUGGAACAUCGUCGAUGGAAUCCUUGUACUUAUUUCAUUGGUUGAUCUUAUCGUUUCCUUGACAACUGACAGUAGUAGCGGAAUUUUGAGUGUUCUAAGAGUAUUUCGAGCGUUUAGAACCUUAAGACCUCUACGUGUUAUAAACCGCGCUCCUGAAUUAAAAUUGGUUGUCGAGACGUUGCUCAGUUCACUAAAGCCGAUCGGAAAUGUUGCGCUUAUUGCUGUUACGUUUUUUACCAUUUUUGGUAUCUUGGGUGUACAGUUGUUUAAAGGCAAAUUCUAUUCCUGUCAAGAUGCUAAAUCAUCAGUAAAAAUAAACAACAAAGAUCAAUGUAUCUCAAACAAUGGAAACUGGAUAAACAACGAGUACAAUUUUGACAAUUUGGCUCGCGCUUUAUUAACCCUCUUUGUCUUUGCCACACGUGACGGUUGGAUUGCUAUAAUGUAUUCUGGCAUUGAUGCAGUUGAUGUUGACAAACAACCAAAACGAGAUUACGCCAAGUGGAAUGUUAUAUAUUUUGUUGCAUUUCUUCUACUUGCUGGUUUUGUUGUUUUGAACAUGCUGGUUGGUAUUGUUGUUGAAAACUUUCACAAAUGUCGUGAUGAACUGCUGAAGGAGAAAAACACGAGCGCUGUAGAGACAGUGAAUAUACGAUCAAAAUCACCAAGAAAUUCAGUUUCAGAAAUUGAUCACCAGAGCAUUCCUAAAUGGCGUCAGAAACUGUUUCUAUUUGUUACUCAUGGUUAUUUUGAUCUAGCGAUUGCUAUUGUUAUUGGUAUUAAUGUUGUUUGUAUGGCCAUGGAGCAUUACAACCAACCCAAAAUGUUGACGUUGUGUUUAAAAUACGCAAACUAUAUAUUCACUUUCUUGUUCGUGUUGGAAGCAGUUCUUAAAUUAAUUGCUUUUGGAAUAAGAAAUUAUUUUAAAGACAGAUGGAAUUGUUUGGAUAUGUUCAUUGUAAUCUUGUCAAUUGGUGGGAUUAUAUUAGAUGAGUUAGCAACAUCUGAUCUACCGAUCAAUCCAACUAUCAUACGUGUUAUAAGAGUUCUAAGGAUAACUAGAGUGUUGAAGCUUUUGAAAACAGCAGAAGGAAUCCGUUCUUUGUUGGAUACCAUUGGUAAAGCAUUACCACAGGUCAUCAACUUAGGAAUUCUUUUUCUCCUUCUUUUUUUCAUUUUUGGAGCUUUAGGAAUGGAGUUGUUUGGCCAUAUAUCUUGUGACGAAAUAGAAUGUAAUGGUUUGGACAGACAUGCUCAUUUUCGAAAUUUUGGCUACUCUCUCUUAACCUUGUUUCGUGUGUCUACAGGAGAUAACUGGAAUGGGAUAUUAAAGGACACAAUGAAUUCAAAAAUAUGCAAGUCCGGUGAAACAGAGGGAUGUGUUAUCAUCAAUAAUAUUGCUCCUAUCUUUUUCUCUUCAUUUGUUCUCACAACACAAUUUGUCCUCCUCAAUGUUGUCGUCGCCGUCUUAAUGAAACAUUUGGAGGAAUCGAAAUUGGAAGAAACAAAAUCCGUAAAAAAUGAAACCUUAGCAGUAUCGACAAUAUUUCACGAAAAGCAUGAAACAGAAGGUAUGCAGACUUUUUCUAAACAAUCGCAGACUUCAUUACGAUCGCGAAGAAGUGAGAAUGGCAUUUUGAAAAAGAAACGAUGGCAAUGCGAUUCUCGUGGUCAGCGGAGAUCCAUGAGCAUGGGAGAAUUAGAGAACAACAAUGGACGAAAUUAUAUGAAAACACAAUAUUGUUUUAAGGAAAUGGAUCUCUUGAGCACAAGAAAUUUGGGACAGAGAAAAGUGUCUUGGGAGAACGAAUUUUCUGAUGAAGAAAUACAUGAUUUCGCAACAUCAAACGACAAAAAAGGCACCACUAUUAAAAUCAAAGCAAUUCACGAUAACGAAUCUGGCCAAUCAACUGUGAAUGCCUUUGUAGUUCAUAAAAAAGACACUAAAGACUUAGAUAAAAAUUCCCUAUCUGACAAGAAUUAUACUAAUAAAGGGAUAUAUUCCCGACCACAUCUCGAAUUCAACAAUCCACACAAUCAGGUUUUGAAAUAUCCUUCUUUACAUUGUGAAGAUUUAACUCCUGUUCAAGAAAUUUCUCGCAGUCCUGUAAGCCCUUCGCAAACAUCUAUUGCCAACGAAAGAUCGAAUGCAGAUCCCUCUGAAUUGUUUUUAAAGUGUUCAAAUAAAGAAAAUGAAGAUAGUUAUGAUGUGUCAAAAGAGGAACAAAUAACUGACAAUGAAAAUCGUUCUAGUGAAGCAAGCAAAAAACAAACAUUUUUCACCAAAGAAGAACUCAAUGUUUUACAGAACUGUGAAAUAAAAAAAUUCUACGAAAUUCAGAAAACCAAGAGCUGACUGAUACUCACAAAAUGAACGAUGUUCUAACAGAAGAGGUUAGGAGUGAAAAUGACAACGUAGUUGAUGCAUUAAGUAUUUAUAAUAAAUCGCUUAAGAAGGAUGUGAGAAAUUGCAAAAAUGAGAAGACUGGGACUCACCAGACACAGGAGACAUGUCAUGCUGAGAAAACUGGGACUCACCAGACACAAGCUGAGAAAACUGGGACUCACCAGACACAGGAGACAUGUCAAGCUGAAAAACUGGGACUCACCAGACACAGGAGACACGUCAAGCUGAGAAGACUGGGACUCACCAUACACAGAAGACACGUCAAGCUGAAAAGACUGGGACUCACCAAACACAGGAGACACGUCGAACAAAAAAUCUCCACAAACAUAACGAUGAAAACGUAAAUAAUCAGACCUUCGAGACAAAUUAUAAUGCAGCAAAAAGUGAUGGGGAAACUAAACCAACAAUGGAUGACGUCUCAUAUGAACUUUGCGGUACAUUAGAGGAUUGUGCAAGUACCUUGAGGGAUGAAAAUGUCAGAAAAUCAAACAAAGUUACCGAGUUGACCAAUUUGGAAGGUGAUGAAACGACGAAUGUUUGCAAAAAGAACGAAAUAACUGAUAAAGGAAACAAAGCACAAAUAUCAGACUUAUCAAACGAGUAUUCAGACCUUUCAGCAAAGGAUUUUCAUAACGUUCGGGGAUCUCUAGGGAAUAUAAGAGGUGCUGAAUCCGAAGAAUUUUUGAAAGUUAAGAGAUCAUUAGGGAUCUUGCGGGGUAAUAAGGAUAAACGAAGUUCAUUAGGAGGUAGCUGUGGGAAUAUUUCAAACACGCUACCUUUAACUGAAACUGGAAAACGUGCAGUAAGAUUGGAUCCUUUACCUUCAAGAAAAUGAGAAAUUUACUUACACACCAGCAAUGCACGAUGGGAAACACUUGGUUUGCACGUGGUAAAAUACUUAAUUUGAAAACACCGAAUGAAUUAUAAUAUUAAAGUUUUUACUAAGACGUUGAUAAUAAGAUAUAUGUAUUUUUUUAAUUCGUUAGUUUUACAUUUCUAUCGUUUGAUACACAACACACACACACUCGCGCGACCAACAAUGAAUUUGUGCGAGUUCUAAAAAUGGGGAAGAUUUAAUUUCUAUGGUAAUAUUUCUCUGUUGAUCUUUUUGUAAUUAACAUCUCAGUACUUUAUCUCCUGUAAUAGAGUCGGAAAAGACUGAGGCUCACCAUGACUGAUUACAGAAAACAAGGUCAAUGUUUGAAAGAACUUAACAAAGCUCUAAUCUUUGUCAAAAAAUAUUCAAGAUCAAUGUUUGGAAAAAGAUUACAAAGGUUUAAUAUUAUUUAUGUAUGUGUUAGGCUUACUUGGCUUACUGUCAGGCUUGUCAUCUCAGUUUCUUCACUCGUGUUCAACACGCGUGUCGAGUGACACGCGUGUGUUUUUACACGAUAAUUGAAAUAUGCGCGGGCGGGUUUGAAAAUAGCAUAUUUACAAUUAAACUUUUGGCAAAAUUUUA
Xenia sp. Carnegie-2017 is the source of this 7591-nucleotide messenger RNA. RefSeq names its product voltage-dependent T-type calcium channel subunit alpha-1H-like. NCBI's taxonomy places the organism in Eukaryota, Metazoa, Cnidaria, Anthozoa, Malacalcyonacea, Xeniidae. Gene Ontology annotation, cellular component: plasma membrane; voltage-gated calcium channel complex; voltage-gated sodium channel complex. The transcript has 27 exons. Gene Ontology annotation, biological process: calcium ion import; membrane depolarization during action potential; sodium ion transmembrane transport. The record is from RefSeq and is a predicted model, not a curated record. Gene Ontology annotation, molecular function: low voltage-gated calcium channel activity; voltage-gated sodium channel activity. The coding region runs from base 346 to 6081 and encodes 1911 amino acids.